AAAAAAUUUCGGUACACAGUUUUUCGGCUAUGUUAGUAUCGUAAAAGCGUGUUACUUACUAGAUCGUCUCCAACAAUUUUGUGCUUCAACUGAACCUCAGUCCUACUACCUUUUGCAAGAGCAAUUGAAAUGGAUUCGAUAAAGAUGUGUCGUGCAUGUCUAUCGCCCGAAGGACGAGCUCGUCUAUUAGAUUGGUAUCAGCCUGUUGAGUCGUUGGAAUAUGUUUUAUCAUACAAAGAGUGCUUCUGCAAAUGUACUCAAAUAUCAAUGACCGAAAACAAUGAAAGGCAAUCCCAAUUUUUGUGCUACUGUUGUGCAAAAAAGCUUAAAGAAGCUUAUAAUUUUAUUGAAAAGGCGAAGCAAGCUGAUGAUGAAUUACGUUGCAUGAAGACUCAGCUUAUUCCAAUUGAAGAUAUGCCAAACAGAUUUGAAUGGGUAUCAGUAAAAGCAAAACAAAUUGAUGCUGAGAAAUCUGCAGAAAAUACUACAGAAACCAAGAUUGACGAUAUACAGAUCAAUACUGUAUGCCAGGAAAAUGAACAAAGAGACGGUGAUUUAAAGGCAGAAAAUACAUUUAAACUUCAGUGCUAUGAUGAACAUGAAACGGAAUUAUUGAACCAAAAUGAAUUCGACAGCUUCUCUAAUAACACAUUUAAAAGUAAAAUUAAAACUCAUGCAAAAACUAAAAUGAAAUUAAAAAAAAUGGAUGAAUUGGUUAAUUGCGAAGAAUGUAAAAAAAUUAUGACAAGGAAGGCAUUGAUAAAACAUAAACCACGCCACAAACCUAAAGUUUUCCUUUGCCAAGCCUGCCCAAAAACGUUUCGCGAAUCCAAUGGUUUAAAAAACCACGAACUUAUUCAUCAAGAAAAUCGUGAACGGUAUCCAUGCGACAAGUGUAAUCAAACAUUUUUAUCACCAUAUUCCUACAAAAAACACGUACAAACUCAUGAAAACAAUAGAAAACCGAUUUAUAAAUGCACACAAUGCGAAAAAUCCUUCCUACAUAAAAACGGUCUAACAAUCCACGAACUUCAUCACAAGGGGGCCUCAAUCGAAUGCAAUAUAUGUAAAAAACGAUACGUCCGACAAAUAGAUCUGGAUACUCACUUGCGAACCCAUUCUGGAGAAUCUCCAUUUGUGUGCCAUAUAUGUGGAAAAUCAUUUAUUCAUAAACGUAUUCUAAACCGGCACUUGCAGUAUCAUGAAUUAUAUUUUAGUUACACUUGCUUGACCUGUGGCGAAAAAUUCUCAAAGUACGACAAAUACUACUCACAUCGCAUGCGGCACACUGGCUUACCUUAUAAAUGUGGUGCAUGUGGGAAACAAUUCCCUGACGCAUAUAAAAUUAAACGCCAUAUUAAAGGAGUGCACAAAGUUGAGAAACACGAUGACUUAGAAAAUCUUGUAGUGAGAAUAAAUAUAACUAAAGAACAUAGAGGCCGAAUUGUGGAAGUUUUAAAGAAUCCGGAGGAGGAAAAUCCAACUUAAUUUAAAGUUAUUCAAAUAACAGUAAAGUUAACAGCAGAUGUUUUUCAUUCUUCAUUAUUGAGACAAAAACUAUUUACAAAUGAGAUCAACGAGAA
This is a messenger RNA of Bactrocera neohumeralis, 1583 nucleotides long. RefSeq names its product zinc finger protein 91-like. Lineage: Eukaryota; Metazoa; Arthropoda; Insecta; Diptera; Tephritidae. The record is from RefSeq and is a predicted model, not a curated record. The transcript is spliced from 5 exons. The coding region runs from base 130 to 1488 and encodes 452 amino acids. Gene Ontology annotation, cellular component: nucleus. Gene Ontology annotation, molecular function: RNA polymerase II transcription regulatory region sequence-specific DNA binding; DNA-binding transcription factor activity, RNA polymerase II-specific; zinc ion binding. Gene Ontology annotation, biological process: regulation of transcription by RNA polymerase II.